AUGAGGUUUCAGCACCCCUAAAGGCAGUCUCAUAUUUUGCACUGAUCCAUACUUUGUUGAACAGCACAACAUUUCACUUUUCUUGAUAGCUUAAACUUCACUGUGGUGAUGACGACCUUUGACGAACUCUUGGAGGAGGCCGGGUCAUUUGGUCGCUAUCAGAGGCGUGUCUUCAUCUUGCUCUGCUUCGUGUCGUUGCCAUUUGCAGGUGUGUACGUCGGCAUCGUCUUCCAGGGUUUCACCCCCGAUCACUGGUGUUGGGUCCCUGCAGUAGUGGAGAGGAGGCAGGCCUGCACCUGGAGCCUGGAUGACAGCCGCAGGCUGACGGUGCCUUUGGUCAAUGGCUCUGGAGUGCUGCAGUACAGCACGUGUGAACAGUAUGAGGUGGACUGGAACACCACGAUGCUCGACUGUGACACACAGGAACUGGACCUGAGUGGAGUCCCACUUACAGCAUGCCAGGAUGGCUGGGAGUAUCAGUAUGAAGGCAGGAAAUCCUUUGUCACGGAGUUCAAUCUAGUGUGUUCAGAUGGAUGGUUGGUGGACAUGUACCAGUCCACUCUCAAUGUGGGCUUCCUGAUUGGCAGCUUUACCUUUGGCUUCUUUGCUGACAGGUUUGGCAGGCAGAUCAGUUUCUUGAUAUCCAACAUUUUGAAUGUAAUAGCAGGGAUCGCACUGGCUGCAUCUCCAAACUACAUUUCCAUCCUGGUGUCCAGGACCAUUUUUGGCUUCAGCAUCAAGGGAGGCUGGAUGACCUCAUAUGUGCUGCUCACAGAGAUCGUUGGUGUGAAGUACAGGCGCACAGUGGGCAUCUUGUACCAGAUGUUCUUCAGUGUGGGCGUCCUCAUCCUUCCUCUGCUCGCCUACUUCAUCACCGACUGGCGCUGGCUGCAGGUCACCUUCACUGUACCUUACAUCCUCUUCCUGUCCUAUUAUUGGUUCAUCCCCGAGUCUCCAAGGUGGCUCAUCUCUCAAAACCGUUGCUCCAAAGCUUUGGAGAUCACUGAGGCCAUGGCCAAAGAGAACCAGAAAAAACUUUCCAAGAUUACUGAGGCACUGACUGAUGGUGAAGGUGAGUCUGCCUCUGCCUCAUUGCUGGACCUGAUCAGAACUCCAAAAAUGAGAAAGCACACUCUCAUCCUCAUGUUCAACUGGUUCACUAGUGCUGUGGUUUAUCAAGGCCUCAUUAUGCGGGUGGGGAUAGCAGGAGGAAACGUCUACAUUGACUUCCUCAUUUCUGGCCUAGUGGAGUUCCCUGCUGCCUUCCUCAUCCUCUCCACCAUUGAACGUGUUGGCCGGCGCCUCCCGUUUGCCACCGCGAACAUCGUAGCUGGAGCUUCCUGCAUCAUAGCUGCCUUCAUUCCCGACAGCUUGUUCUGGUUAAAGACGGCGGUCGCCUGUAUCGGUCGGCUGGGGAUCACCAUGGCCUUUGAGAUGGUGGUGUUUGUUAACACAGAGCUCUACCCCACAUAUAUCAGGAACCUGGCGGUGUCCGUUUGUUCCACUCUGUGUGAUGUUGGAGGCAUCGUGUCCUCAUUCCUGCUGUACAGACUGGCUGUUAUCUGGCUGGAGCUGCCUCUCAUCAUCUUUGGAGCCGUGGCAGUCAUAGCUGGAGGUUUGGUACUGUUACUGCCCGAAACCAAAGGAGUCCCUCUCCCUGAAACCAUCGAUGAUAUCGAGUUCCCCAAUCGGCAAAAUCAGAGCAAAGUGGAGAAUCAUCAAAUGAAGAAUCUUCUUAAAGCAGAUCAGACAGCUGAAUGAUUACUUUUUAUUUCACUCAAACACAAGAAAGGAGGUUUUUAAUACAUUUUGUAUGAAGUAACAUUUCCUGGUUUUAUUUUCAGCUCUUUCAGAAACUUUCCUUGUUUUUAAAACCACUAACAUGCUCUGCUCAUAGUGCAUCCACCUCAGGUAACAACACCUAAUACCAACCUAACAACUUUAGUCACACCAGAGCAGAACAUCAUAUACAUGUUAACACAUCCUCAAUAAUAAGAUGACAGCUUUUAGUUGGCUUUGAUGGUUCUGUCGAUCCAGUCCACAAACUUAGACACUCGAGCGUAGACGCCGGGUUUCAUGGCGUUGGCGCACCCCAGACCCCACGAUGUGACACCCUGCAGGACAAAGCUGUUCUGCGCAUAACACACCAGAGGACCGCCGCUGUCACCCUGCAGGAAGAAAACACAUGCAGCAGCAGGCAUUUAGAUUUUUAAUGGAUAUGUUAGCCGCUUUUGAUGGCGUUUGGGUUUUUAGUCAGUUUGACUGUGAGAUUUUAUUGCAACUCUAAUUUGAUCAUGUUU
This is a messenger RNA of Archocentrus centrarchus (flier cichlid), 2300 nucleotides long. RefSeq names its product solute carrier family 22 member 2-like. Gene Ontology annotation, biological process: transmembrane transport. The record is from RefSeq and is a predicted model, not a curated record. Bases 109 to 1761 code for a protein of 550 amino acids. Gene Ontology annotation, cellular component: membrane. The transcript has 12 exons. Gene Ontology annotation, molecular function: transmembrane transporter activity. Lineage: Eukaryota; Metazoa; Chordata; Actinopteri; Cichliformes; Cichlidae.